AUGCAAGGACAAUAUGGCUUUUUACAACAGGAUCCUCGUUUUCUUCAACAACAACAAGCAUCAAACCAACGUCAAGGCAAUGCAAAUCAACUUCAGCCACAGCAAACUGGAUAUGUCCAACCUCAACAAACUGGAUAUGUUCAACCUCAACAAACUGGAUAUGUUCAACCUCAACAAACUGGCUUCAUUCAAUCUCAACAAACCGGUUUUGCGCCUCCUCAACAGAUGGGCUAUGUGCAACCACAGCGCACUGGAUAUAUGCAACCUCAAAUGACCGGGUUUGCUUCAGGUGGGAUGAUGAGGCCUCAACCGACUGGAUACGGUAUGCAAACCCAACAGACUGGCUUUGCUGGAAGUUCUGGCCUACCACCGAUGCCAGCCUUACCAAGUCAAUACCAAGGUCAGCAACUUGGACUUCCCAAUUCGUUACCUGCGGUCAACUCUCGUUUCAGUUCUGGUCUAUCUCCUAUGGGCUCUCUCGCUGCUCAGCCAACUGGAUAUGGAAUGGGAUUUUCUGGACAACUACCGGCUUUGGGGGCUUCUUCUCAGCCGUUUUUGAACACCUUCAUGCCUGCCCCUGGAGUUUCACAACCUUCAAUGUUCGGAGCCUCGAAUUUCCAGCCCUCGCAGAUGCAGUUUGCUCAACAGCCUAAUCAGUUCAAUGGAAUGAGUCUACAGCAAACCUUCCAACAACAAAAUCAACAACAGAUCGGCCAGUCUCAAGUCAAGGUUCCUUGGAAACUCUCUACGGAAGAAAAGAAAAGUUACGAUCAGAUCUUUCGCGCUUGGGACCAGGCUGGAACAGGGUUUAUCGAGGGUAAAAUGAGCACAGAAGUCUUUGCUCAGAGUGGAUUGGGACGAGAGGAUUUGAUGCAGAUUUGGGGAUUGGCCGAUGUAGAGAACCGUGGCAAGCUCAAUAUGGCCGAAUUUCAUGUCGCUAUGGGUCUGAUCUAUCGUCGACUAAACGGAAACCCAAUUCCUCCUACUCUUCCAGCUGAAAUGGUCCCACCCUCAGCCCGAGAUCUAGACAAUUCGGUCGAUUUUCUCAAAGACCUUCUCAAAAAAGACAACGCUCGAUCAACUGGCGAAUCUUACGCCCAACACACUUUGGGGCCUGUUCGUUCCUUGCACAGCAACAAAAGUUCUCCUGACCUACGUAAAGAUGCCACGAUGUAUAAGCAUGAUGAAUACGAUGGCUCUGGUACAUAUAAAUCGCGAUCUCGCCACAUAGAUCGCCGGGAUGUUCGACAUGCUGGCAAUGAGAAGACUGGUCUCGAUGAUUUGAAACGUGAAUUGGACCGUACUGAUAGCAUCAUUGAGUCAUCCAGGCGCGAGAAUGAAGACGAUGAAGGGCUCGAUCACGAGUUGGAAGAUCUGAAGUAUCGCAUCCGUCGCUUACAAGAUGAUAUCGAGCAUAACGCACGAUCUGGUAGACGCUCUGAAGCCAAAGAUGACGAACGCCGGCAAUUAGAGCGUGAGUUGCUUCGUUUGCGCCACGACGACUUGCCAGAUCUCGAAAGGCGCAUUGAAUCUCGGGACCGAGAGCGCCGCCGCGAGGCCAAUAGGUACGCUCAGGAAAGGGAUUCUCGCAAUAACAGGUCACGCUUUGAAGAUCAGGGUCGCGAUCGCGACGAAUAUCACCGCCGCGACAGUGCUGGUGAUCGAGGCUACUUGAAAGGAUCUUAUGAUCGAGACACACCUUCGCGCACUUCCGAAAGAGCACCUCGAGAUCUUCCCUCAAGAAAUUCUUACCGGGAAGCCCCAUCGAGGUCUUCCAUGCGUGAAGAACGCUCACAACAUGAUGACUUUGAUCAUAACUCAGCAAGACACGACUCGUCUGCCCCCACAGUAGCCAAGCCACCUCCGCCCACAACUACAACCAAAACCAUGACACCGGAGGAAAAAAAGGCCUUUAUCCAAGCUGAAGCUCAACGUAGAAUCCAGGAGCGACUUCGAUCUCUUGGAAUCGGUGGAACUGUCUCGACACCUGCCGUCGACCCUGAUGUGAACUCUCGUCUGGAGCAAGAAAGACAAGAAGCUGCCAUACAAGCUUCUAAAGCGGAUGUUGAAGCUGAAGCGCGAGAAAAACAACGUCAAAUCCGUCUGGAGGAAGAAAGGCUAGGCCGAAUUCAGGCGGAAGAAGAGUUGAAUUCAAAGACUGCUGAAGCCAUUCAAGUCAAAAAAGAUACUGUCAGUAUUCCGUCAUCAACGACCGCGGCCUCCUCAAAUGCAACAGCAGUUUCUGAAGAAGAAGAAGCCCUGAAGAGAAGAGAAGAAGCUCUGGCCAAAGAAAAGGCGGCACGCAUCGCCAGGAUUAAACAAUUGGAAGAGGAGGAGGAAGAGAGUCGCAGACUAGAGGAAGAAUUCAAACGCAAGAAGGCGAUGUUUGCAUCUCAAGAAGGGGUCUCAUCCCCUAUCGGUAAGAAAGCACCACCUCCACCGCCUAUGCCACGAAGUCGAGCGGCACCACCCCCGGCUCCAAAGUCUCGCUCCAGCCAACCAAUCAUUCCUUCGGUUUCUAUCACAGAGGACAGCUGGGAAGCGCCCGAAGUACCUUCAUCAUCUUCUCGAGAAGCGCCUGCCUCUAAGCCUGCAUCGCAUUCUUCAUCUCCCAUAGCCUCUCAAACUCCCUCAGCGCCCCCACCACCAGCACCACCAGCACCACCAGCACCUCAAGUAUCUCAACUACCGCCAGCGUCAGCAAGUACCAAUCCUUUUCAUCGGUUCAAUCCCGCCGCUACUGACAAACCGGUCUCGACGCCUGCUGCAUCCACACCCAACACGUCUGGCACUAACCCUUUUUUCAAGCCAGCAUCAACUAGUCAAACAAUCUCAACAUCGACAACCCCCGCGGUGCAAAGUUACCGGCCGCCGCCGAGACCGAAAGACUCUGAUGAUGAAUGGGAUGCAACCGAAGAAAAGGGUGAUGAUGACAGUGACGAUGAAGGCGCUACAACUGCCCGAAAAGCGCGCCAGGGUUUAGCUGAAGCCUUGUUUGGCGGUGGACCAUCUCGUCCGCAAUCAGCCGCUGGUAAUAUCACUGCCGCACCCCCGAGUGCCAUGGCUCCACCGGCUCCGCCCAUCGCGCCUGCUGCUCCCCGAGCGCCAGGCCUCGUAGUGCAGCCGAGUGGACCAAUCGAUCGUGGAAUGCUACUAGGCGAGAUACAAGGGGGAAAGCGUCUUCGUAAAGCGCAGACCAAUGAUCGUAGUGCAUCUUCACUGGCAGGGAAAGUAUUGGGUGGUAUCGACCCACCAUUACCACAAAAUGAUGCACGCGCCCCAGAAUCCAACAAAGACAAUCGACUCUCAGUUGACUGGUUUGGUGGUAUGGCGGCGGAUGGUAUGCAUGCAGGUGCUAUCCCAUCCCCAAGCCAUUUGCCGUCUUUGGAAUCACACACUGAGGAGCCCAAUGCCGAGAUGGCUGCGAGUGCAGUUGGUAAUGACAACCCAUCGGAGGAUGUGACUCGUGACUUCAACAUGGACAAUGGUCUUUGUAUCCUUAUGAAGCUCAACGGCCGGAUGAUCUCGCUUUUUGAAGAAAAUUUAGUGAUACGUGCUCAUCCUCCAAAGACUGAUGGUGAUUGGUGGUAUGGCACGGUUGAGAGGACCGGUCAAUCGGGUACCUUUCCGAGAGCAUACGUGGACGAGCUCAAAGUUUCUUGGGGCGAAGCUUUAUAUAGUUAUUCCGCUAGUAGUGCUGAUGAAGUAUCCUUGGUCGAGAAUACGCAAGUCCCGGUGGUGGAUGAUUUGUCCGACCCAGACUGGCUCAAGAUCGAGGAUCAGGGUCGGAUUGGACUUGCCCCCAGGGCUUACAUCGAGAUUGGCGUGUCUACCUCGGCUGCUAGGCAGUUGAUUCCAGUGUCUGAUCAUACUAAAACCUCAUUCGAGGCAUCCCACACAGUUUGUGCUGUUGAUCCUCCCUCCCAAAGCCACGAUAAUCAUCUCGAUAGUCCGUCCGGUCCGAUACUAUCCACCCCCCGACCUAGUCCUGUACGUCUCCUCAACGAUCGACAAUCUAUGACACCAUCCAACCUAUCAUCCAUGAAACCUUCAACCUCAACUUCUGAUAGUUUGUCAGACGAAGAAAGUGAACCAGAGCAAGACAAUGAUGAAUUGGCUCGGCGUAAUGAAAUCGAACGAUACCGAAUCCUGGCAGCCGCCGGUCUGGUCAGAAAGCCAACUCGCCCUCAGCCUUCCCCUCCCGUAAGAUCCCGCCGGCGCAGUUCUGGGUGUGGUUCACCACCACAACCAACAUCAUCUUCUACCCCACCGACCCUUAGGAUCGAUUCCUCGUCAGCUGAUGAAGCUAACGAUGGUGGUAUUGGUCAACAGCUCGGAAGUGAGCAAAAAAUGGAAGAUGCUUUGACAAGAUACUUGAGAUUGCAACGUGAACUACCACCUUUACCAGCGCCAGUCCAAGAUAGUUUACCAAUGUCACGCCAGUUCUUGACCGCCCAAGCUUCUCGGCCCAUAUCGAUGACAAUGUCAUCAACGAAAUCGUAUCAAAGUCCACAUCAUCCGGGCGGAACACUUGGAUUUCGAGCUUGGAUGUCGGACCUGUCAAAAUCUGUUGUAGGUGGCGGUUCAAGCCAUUCUGCAUCCACGUCAAGGAGAAGGGCUGUCUCUAUCAGUAGUCCGAUGUCUCCAUCGCCAGAUCAGCCCCCGUUAUCUUCAGACACCACUGCGUCCUUUGGUUCGUCUUGGUCUAGUUUGAUGGAUAUCGAGACUCUUUCGACAUAUCCAGAUCGUGAAAGGAACCGUCAGGAGGCGAUCUUUGAGUUGAUCAAGACUGAAGCCGCAUUCGUACAAAAUUGUCAAUUAUUAACUGAAGUCUUCCAUCGUCAAUUAGCCCCUAUAUUGGGAUUUAGAGCUUCAAUGGUUAUUUUUGCAAAUAUCGAAGAAAUCAUGCUCUUUGGAGUCACAUUUCUUAGCGCAUUAGAAGAAAGACAGACUGAAGACAAACUGUUGGUAAGGUCGAUUGGGGACAUAAUAUCUAAUCAUGUACAAGGCCUGGACCUUUAUCGACCUUAUUGUACCAAUCAAGCUAAUGCCGCGCGGGUUCUAAAUGAUCUCAAGACUCGGUAUCCUGAAAUUCGAGACCAACUCAAUAGGACUAAAGUCAAGGGACUUGAACUAGAGCAUUAUCUCCUUGAGCCGAUGCAACGACUCACUCGAUACCCAUUGCUUAUCAAGCAGAUUAUAAAAUAUACCGAUCCGCAGGCGACUGAUCACGGUUUACUACGAUCGGCCUUGCAGAAAGCUGAAACGGUACUAACAGCCACAAAUGAGGCAAUCAGAGAUCAGGAGAAUGAAUUAUACUUGGCUUCUUUGUCGGAAAAUCUCAGUAUUCCUGGUUGCGAUGCGCGGUUGAACUUGACUAAUCCCUCACGAUUCGUUGGUCGACGUCGUCUGAUACGGGAUGGACCCGUGUCAAAACCUAGAUCACGCAAGAUCUUUCACGCCUACUUAUGCAAUGACUUCUUUUUACUUACUAUCCUUCCAGUUGUCACACCAAAUCCUAUCGAAACGCCACAAGUGAUGUAUCGAGCUCCUAUGCCACUUGAAGAAUGUCAACUGGAGGCUGGAAAAGAUGACACCAGUUUGAUCUUGAUACAUCGUUCAGAGAGGCUCACUCUUAGAUUUCCAGGUGGACCUAAAGUUUGUGCAAGUUGGAAAGACGAUUUUUCUUUGGCUAGACGAAUCGUUUACCAGGCGCUUACUGCUCGAAGGGAUAAACGAGCCUCAAUUCCAAAUCAGUUAUGCCAUAUGCCAACCAACGACCCUUCACCAAAUCAAGAGGUGAAGAAUGGUGAAACGCAUAUCCAUCCUAGAUAUCAACAACGUUAUCAUAGUGUUUAUCAAUCAGGGUUACCUUCAGCUUCAAAUGGAGGAAGCCCUCGACCGAUUGAAGGAGCUGAUAAAUUAGGAAACAAAAUAUCAACGGGACCAGUUAUAGUUGAGGAUCAAAUUGUAGAAUCAUUCAAAAGGUAUCAACUUGAUGAACAACCUCCUUCUUUACCCAUGGUUCCUAAAACUGGUGGUUGCAUUCUUUCUGUUUCUGCAUUUUUUGAUAUUCAGUUAAACACAUUCUAUUCUCCAAUGUUACUCAGACUUUUUGAGCUAGAGGGCAAUGCUGGAUUCAACUUUAGACUCGGGAUUGGGAGGCAUAAGGUGGAAGCCUGUGUUGAAACUCUGGAGUGCGGAUCGGCUUUCCUGGACGGUCUUGAGAGUCUAUCAAACCCAGAUAAAAGGGAAAUUGCAGAAGUGGGCUCGCGUGGACUUGUAGGUCUAGAAUGUUUAGGUAUAGGUGUUGAAUCAGGUAUCACGGGAGACUCGAUGACCAUGGGAGUGGGGACUUCUUCCUUGGCUGUUGGUAAUGUUGAAUUGGCGAGGCCUUUGGGAGGAGAGGAGUGCGAGGGGGAUUCAGAUUGA
Melampsora larici-populina 98AG31 is the source of this 6432-nucleotide messenger RNA. RefSeq lists its product as uncharacterized. Gene Ontology annotation, molecular function: actin binding; guanyl-nucleotide exchange factor activity. The record is from RefSeq and is a predicted model, not a curated record. Gene Ontology annotation, biological process: intracellular signal transduction; positive regulation of Rho protein signal transduction. NCBI's taxonomy places the organism in Eukaryota, Fungi, Basidiomycota, Pucciniomycetes, Pucciniales, Melampsoraceae. The coding region runs from base 1 to 6432 and encodes 2143 amino acids. The transcript has 16 exons.